GGUUGAGAGGUGGGGCAUCCAGUCUUGCUUACUACACAUUCGUUUCUUUUUUUUAUUUUUCUGCCGAGUACGUGCGUGUGUUUUGUGUGAUCGGCAGUCCGGAUUCAUUCAACUGUCGUAUCAACUUCACUGUGGCAGUUUAUUAGCGUAAAAUUUGGAGUGACGACAGCGAGACGCCCGAGCGUGACGACGACACCAGUCGAUUGAAAAUACAAAUUUUGGAAGAGCGUCCGUGCAUCGUUAACCCUCAUCUUUUAAGAAUAAAAAAGAAACCGUCUUUCGUUAAACGAACAGAAGAAGAAAAAAACAAACAUGGGUUUGAGACAGAGCAAGCGGUCGGUUGAUAUUUCCGGGUCACCUAAAAAGGAGGCACCUGCUGCCGUGGUUGAGAAAAUUCCACAAUCCAACGAUGCCCCAAAUCAGACAAUAGAAAAUACUGAAGAAGAGGUUAAGACUCCCAUCAAUGGCGAAGCCAAGACUACAGAGCCAGCUGAUUUGGACAAGAGCAUUCAAGAGGACGUCAAGGAUAAAAGCGUGACGGAAGCAGCGAACGAUAGCAAAGUCGAAGAAUCUCCAUCAUCUCAAAAGGACGAGAAAAAAGAAAAGGUCAAGAAGAAGCGAUCGUUCCGAACAUUCAGCUUCUUAAGACGAGAGAAGAAAACGAAGGAAGAAAACAACAAAAAUGGAGAUGUUGCUAAAGAGCCUAAAACCGAAAAUGCUGAACAAGUUGCCGAUGUUGCACCCGUCGCCGCUGCCGAAUCGACUUCCGUGGAAGAACCCGUUGCAGUCGCAGCUGAAGUUAGCUCCGAGGAAACGGCCGCUCCCGUCAAGGAUGACUCUGCAGCCGUAGAAGAAGAGAAACAGGAAACCACACCUGAUGUUGCCCCGGCUGCCGAGGAAGUCGCAACGCCAGCUGCUGAAGAGCCCAAACAGGAGGAAGCGGCAGCUCCAGUCGAAGAAGCUGUGGCAUCUGAAGUUGAAACUCAACCCGCUCAACCAGAGGCAGAAGCUAGUGAUCCAGCACCGGCUUCUGAAGAGGCUCCUGCUGAGGAAGUUGCCGUUGAAACAAAUGAACAGGAAUCUGCUCAGCCCAUUAUUGAAGCCGAGCCCGUCCAGGAAAGCGAAAAGAAGACAGAAGUAGCUUCCGAAAACUCCGAAACGGUGCAAGCUAGCGAAGAAUGAAGCUGUUCAACUUCACCGGAUAGCGUUCAUUUUAAACAAACAAAAAAAAAAUAAAUUUUACACAUACUCCUCACCCUUUCCUCUCCCUACUCUGAUAUUUUGUUUCCUGAUAUUUGGUCAGUUUCUGUAUCCCUGCCCUUCUCGAUUCUUUUUCCCUUUCCACCACCUUUUGUAUUACUUCCAUUAUUAGAGAAUAGUUUGCCGCCGAUUUUGCCAAGUGUUCUGCUUGAAUGAAGGGAAGUAUUAGGAUUUUAAGAAGAGAAGUCCCUCUUUUUAAAACUGAUUCGAGAUCAUCAUCGUAUGUGGGUUUUUUUUUUUUCUUUGGCUUCAUUCGCCAUUUUAAUGGUAGAAAUAAAGUCAGUUGUUUCUCGCAA
Molecule: messenger RNA, 1556 nt
Organism: Daphnia carinata
Lineage: Eukaryota; Metazoa; Arthropoda; Branchiopoda; Diplostraca; Daphniidae
Product: cytochrome c1-like
Exons: 7
Coding region: 313-1182 (289 amino acids)
Source: RefSeq, a predicted model, not a curated record